AUGGAAUACUAUGUGCCAAAGUGGUGGUUACAGUUGUGUGUUUUAAGCUCCUUUCUGAGUGUCGUUAUCUCAUCGAUAUCGAUAUGUCGACAGCUGAUAAACUACAGAAAACCAAGUGAACAGCGAUUAAUCGUAAGAAUUCAAGUUAUGGUACCGUUGUUUAGUGUAACUUGUCUUUUGGCGUGUUUUAAACCACAGUGGGCUCAGACGUGGACGGAACCCAUAAGAGAAAUAUAUGAAGCCUUCGUGAUAUACACAUUCUUUUCGCUUUUGACACUUAUUCUUGGCGGAGAGAGAAGAAUUAUUACUGAAUUAUGCAUGGGAAAAGCUGCGGUACGACACCCGAUCUGUUUCAUUGGUGCGGUAUUGCCUCGUGUCGACAUGUCGAGUCCCUCUGACUUUUUGGCCGUGAAACGAGGCAUCCUACAAUACGUAUGGUUCAAGCCCGUAUAUUGCUUAGCCAUGACUUUUAGUUACAAGUAUGGUUGGAAUCAUAGGGUUUGGAUUGUUCUGUAUAACAUUUCUGCAACAUUGUCACUCUACGAUCUGGCUCUAUUUUGGAAGUGUCUUUAUAAGGAACUGCAGCAGUACCAUCCAUGGCCGAAAUUUCUGUGUGUUAAGCUCAUCAUUUUUGCCUCCUAUUGGCAAGGCAUGGUGAUCAGUAUUUUGAGCUACUAUGGUGUGAUCGAACAAAGUGCAGACGUAGAUUACGGAUAUGUUUACCAGAAUGCCAUGUUAUGUGUGGAAAUGAUUGGAUUUGCAGUAGGGCAUUUGAUCGCAUUUAACUGGGAACCUUAUUCUGCAAGGAGUUUACCUGGAGCGGCGCGUUUGACAUUUGGGUAUGCCCUGAGAGAUUGGCUAGGCUUUGGCGACCUUAUCUGGGACUUCAAAACGACUUUUCGUGGCGACGACUAUACGCACCGAAAUUUCGAUUCAGCAGAAGCUGUUUUAGCCAUGCAAAAUAUGCGGACGAGAAUGCAUAUGCUCAACGAGGGCCUACGGUUUUCUGAGGGAGGCAGGGAAAGGUACUGGAUAACCAAUAAUCGAGGUCGUCCAUCGCAGGUUACAUACGGGACCACAAAUGAGGAAGACCCUUGGACAGAAUUUCUUGGUGACGUUCGGGGUUACAUUCCCGAAGAUCCUAAUUAUCCUAUAAUAUGGGAUGUAGACGCUUAUAAGCAUACCCGAAGUAUGGCCAGACUACGAGGCAACUUAGAGACGCCGCAAAGUGUGUGA
This is a messenger RNA of Lachancea mirantina, 1236 nucleotides long. Lineage: Eukaryota; Fungi; Ascomycota; Saccharomycetes; Saccharomycetales; Saccharomycetaceae. The record is from the annotation of a GenBank genome assembly.